CCAAAAAAGGCUAAUAAGAGGAAAAUAAUUCAGUGUUUGGAAGGAAAAUUUAUCAAAAUUUUGUUUUUUCUUCUUUCUUUCUCCAUCUCCACAUUUAACUCACUUUCAACUUGUUAAAUGUUAUUUCAUGAAGUAUGAUGAUGUUGUUCAAGUUUGUGAUAUAAUUGUGAAGGAAAGGCAAAGAGGAGGAAGAUGAUCAAGAAGAAGAUGAUGAAAGGAUGAGGAAAAGGAGGAAGAAGGAAGAUUGCGUGAGAUGAGUAAGCAAAAAGUGAGCAAGACUGAGUCGACAUUGAGAAACUGGGAGUGAAUUUUAUGCUCAGUUAUCAUUGAGACUUUAUUUGAGUCACAAUGUGUUUUCAAUGUUUAAUGGAGUAACUUUCUUAUUGUCCGGUUUUUCACUUUUUUGGAUUGACUCGACAUUUUUUUAAACACAAUCAAUGGACAUUUCAAAUCAUGUUUAAAAGUGUAACAAUAGACUAAUCAAGUGUUUAGGAAGUUUCACUUCUCUUCUUCUUCUCUGUUUAUAUUACACUUCAUCAUUGCUGUCAUCAAUUUUGUUCAUCAAGUUUCAAAUGAUGACAUUGUUUGUUUGUGUUUGGAUAACGCUCCUUUUUGUACCCAAAAGUUUAACUAAUCAUCAUUUUGGUAAAUUCAGUUCGCCUCACAAAAAUUAUCCUUUUGAUCAACAUCAACAAUCUGGUCUACAUGACUCUAAUCGUGAUCAUCACAUGGUUAAACAAGACAGUCAGUUUACCAUUGAUACAAGUCAAAAAUCAACUUUUCCGUUCUUCUCAUCUUCACAUAAUCAAUUGACCGAGGAAAGGUUAUUUGAAACUCCAUCGGUUUGGACUCAUGAUCAUAUCUCAAUGACACUCCCAGACAAAGGGAAUGACAUUGAAAAGCCAAGUGAUAAUGAUGAUGAUGAUGGCGGUGGUGAUGGGGAAGAUGGUGGAAUCGAUGAGGAAGCCGAAGAAGAUGAUGAAGAGGGAAAUAGCAAUAAAAAUGGAAACAUCUUACCGUCAGAAUAUGAUACAGUUGAAUCAAAUAUACUUGGCUCGGGUUCAACAGGGAGUAAAAAUGGAAACAAUAAUAAUGAGCAAACUGUCAACCAUGGAUUGACCAGGAAAACUCCUAAAAAUCAAGUUCCACAAUCAGCCAAAGAUUCACAGCCUUAUUUAAAGUUGAUUGGUAAAUUGAGAAAUGUAACUCGUACAAUUGGAUCGAAAGUGAGGUUAAAAUGUUCAUUUCGAGGUUAUCCUUUACCAAUCAUUCGAUGGCUUAAAAAUGAAGCUCCAAUUGAACCGGUCAGAGGUAAAUUAACAAUCAAAUUGAUUCCUUCAAAUGGAGGAAGAUUAACGUCCAGACUGUUAAUCAACAAUCUGGACAUUCAUGAUACUGGUUAUUACAAGUGUGAAGCAACAAAUAAACAUGUAACUCUGGAAACUCUUGGAAUCCUUGUUGUCACUUCAGAUACUGGAUCAUCAAAUUUGUUAAGCAAUUCAAUACCAAUAAUCACCGAUUAUCCAAAUUCAUUGGGACAUUUCAAUGGAUUUCAUCAAACUCAAUCAAAACCAAGCUCAUCGAAAGCCAUUUUGCCUUCAUCAUCAACUUUAUCACCACCAUCAUCACCAUCAACAUUUCCACUGUCACCAGCAUUGUCAUCAUCAUCAUCCUCAGAGUCUCGUUCAGGACCAAAGUGUAGCCUUUAUGUUGGCAAAUUGUGUUCACAGUUUAUUGGUAAUCGAAGUAUCUAUUUAGAAUCGGAAAUAAGCCAAGAAAUUUUGGAAGAAAAUUUGGCUGUUCUCUUUGAAAUGAUAGCAACAUCACACCAAAUUUCACAUCAAUGCCACCGAUUUGCAAUAUCAUCCGUUUGCUUUUAUAAUUUUCCUGUUUGCCGCACUGAACCAUCAGGCCAAUUGGGAAUACGAAAGAUUUGUCGAGAUGAAUGUGAAAUCUUGGAAAGUUCAAUAUGCCGAAAAGAGUAUUCAAUGGCUCGAAAUAUACCAGUAAUUAACGCCAAUUUGUUGCCCAAGUGUACAAAUUUACCCAUUCUUGGAGCUCCUGGUGAUUCUGAAUGUGUUCAACUUGGAGUGCCAUCUUCAGUUCGUCCUCUUAAAGAUGCUCAAGUAUGCUUCAGUGAAAAUGGACGAGAGUAUCGUGGAAUAGUUGAUCACAGUACUUCUGGACGCAAAUGCCUUCCUUGGAGCGUUGGUUAUAAUACAAUUCACUAUGAAGAAUUGAUUGGAGGCCAUAAUUAUUGCCGAAAUCCUGAUGGAAUUGAAGCUCAACCAUGGUGCCUGGUUGAUGAAAAUUUAAGAAAACGCGAAUUCUGUGAUAUACCUCGAUGUGAGGACACAUACCGUCUAUAUUUCCUACUAACACCAAUAUUGGCAGCCAUUUGUGGUUUCUUGAUAAUAUUCAUUGUGAUCAUCUAUCGUCAAGUUUUAAACCGUAAAUCAAGUGUUGCCAGUUACAUGACAACAGCACUUCGAACUGCUCAAUACUCUUCACCUAUUUCUCCUGUUUUAUGUAAACGAAGUCCUGCUCCAUUGUGGGUUGAAUAUGAUCCUAAUCGUUACUCCGAGACAGUAAAUCCUCAAAGUCCAACUCCUUCAAACCAAUUGAAUCAACUGUCCGAUGUUAUCUCUGAAAAACAGGGUAAACUUAUCCACUAUCCUAUGAGCUCGAUAAAAUUUGAGGGUAAAUUGUGUGAAAGUGAUCUAGGUGAUAUUUUAAUGGGUGAGCUGUUAAUACCUCAAGGGGUAGUUGUUCCAGUAGCAAUAAGGACACUUCGUGAAGAUUCGUCUCCAGCGUUGAUUGAAAACUUCAAAUCAGAAGCUGCAUCUUUGGCUUCCUUACAGCACACAAAUAUUGUUUGCCUCCUCGGUGUUUGUUUUACUGAUAGACCAUUAUGUAUGAUGUUUGAGCUCAUGGCUGAAGGCAAUCUUCUUGGUAUUUUACAAGCCUACAACCCUCGUAAAUCAAGCUCACUUGGUCGCUCCUCCUCAGCCCAGUCAAUAAUAACUCUUGAGAUUCAAGAUUUGCUUCACAUAUCAAUUCAAAUUGCAGCCGGAAUGGAAUAUCUAUCAUCUAAACAUUUCACCCACAGAGACUUAGCAUGCCGUAAUUGCCUGGUCUCUGAUUACUUGACAAUCAAAAUAAGCAAUUUUCGUUUAAAUAGGGAAGAUUAUUCAAGUGAUUAUUAUUGUAUUCCUAAUAAUAUGUCAGUUCCCAUUCGCUGGCUUCCUCCUGAGUCCAUAUUUUAUGAAAAAUUUACUUCAGCAUCAGAUGUCUGGUCAUUUGGGGUUGUACUCUGGGAAAUCUUUUCCUAUGGAUGCCAACCCUACACUGGAUUUUCCAAUGAACAAGUCAUCGAUUUAAUCCGUGAUGGUCAUCACUUAUCAUGCCCAGAAGACUGUCCGCCUCAUUUCUAUUCAAUCAUGUCCGAGUGUUGGAAACGUGAACCAGGAGGACGACCAACUUUUACUGAACUGCAUAAUAAACUAAAAGCUCUCCAAGCAGUUGAAAAUGUUAGAAGUGCACGGCAUGGUUUCCCAAGGGUAGGACCACUUCGUUCUGGUUCUGGUAAUAUAAGUCAAUAUUCAGGUUCCUGUUCACCAGCCCAUUUAACGCGAAAUCCGAUUCCAAACUGUCCAUUACCAAGCCCGAGGAAAGUCAAACGUCCUUUGGUUACAUAUAAAGAGUCAUCAUUUGAAGCUGCUUACUCUAAACUGUCUUUCCCACUUGAAAAAUCAUCCUCAUUUGGUUUUGUAUAAUAUGACAUAACUUAAUAUCUUAAAAAUCUGGAAGAAGAACGCACAGAAAAAAAUGUUUGUUAAUAUUGAUCAAUUCAUUUUAUACAUUGUAAAUACAAUUAAAGAUAAAAAAAUUAACCGCCACAAAAAGCCGUUAAUAUUUAAUUGAAAAUUGUCUCUUUUCAUUAAACACAUGUUUAUCAAUCAUCAUUUCAAGAAACCAGACAUCAUUGGUUGUUGAGAUGCGAGAGGGAGAAAGAACGAAAGCG
This is a messenger RNA of Tetranychus urticae (two-spotted spider mite), 4024 nucleotides long. RefSeq names its product tyrosine-protein kinase transmembrane receptor Ror-like. The record is from RefSeq and is a predicted model, not a curated record. Gene Ontology annotation, molecular function: Wnt-protein binding; transmembrane receptor protein tyrosine kinase activity; ATP binding. NCBI's taxonomy places the organism in Eukaryota, Metazoa, Arthropoda, Arachnida, Trombidiformes, Tetranychidae. Gene Ontology annotation, biological process: multicellular organism development; positive regulation of kinase activity; protein phosphorylation. Gene Ontology annotation, cellular component: signaling receptor complex; plasma membrane.